Molecule: messenger RNA, 4281 nt
Organism: Pangasianodon hypophthalmus (striped catfish)
Lineage: Eukaryota; Metazoa; Chordata; Actinopteri; Siluriformes; Pangasiidae
Product: T-lymphocyte activation antigen CD80
Exons: 8
Coding region: 264-1127 (287 amino acids)
Biological process (GO): positive regulation of T cell proliferation; cellular response to lipopolysaccharide; T cell costimulation
Cellular component (GO): external side of plasma membrane
Source: RefSeq, a predicted model, not a curated record
CACACACAAUCACACAUGCUUUGUGUAUCAGAGCUUCUCAGAUUUUUGCCAUUUCAUCUCUGAUACACGAUUGAGGAAACAUCACGCUCACAGUCUGUUGGCUCAUGGAGCAAGUCAUGAUCCGUGAAAAAAUGGCGCUGUAUAUCGGGGUUUCCCUAUGACGCCAUCGCCCCGCCCCUCCGUGACUGAAGACCGAAACUCGUGGUUCCCCUUUGCGUUGUGCGCGCGCGAUACCGAGCGGCUCUCUCUCCUGUUCAGUGGAAAUGCGGCGUGGCUAUCUAUUCCUGUUUGUCGUCAUCUCGGCGCUGCAGCUACUAAGCGCAGGUGACUCUCCUGUAGUGCACCAUGUGCAAGGGUUUGUGGGUGGAAGUGCACAUCUGUUCUGUGUGCUGGAGCGCACAUACGACGUCUUAAAAAAAGUUAACGGGCUUUACUUCCAGAAGACAGCUAGAGAUGGAACAGAGACCUUUAUCAACGGGUUUUACACCAGAGAAGUCAAAGUGCUGCCUGAGUACAAGAAUCGCACCAUCAUCAACAAGGAGGAUCUCAGCAUGGAGAUGUCCGAGCUCUCUCUUGCCGAUGAGGGAGAGUACACCUGUAUCCCCUUUGUCAGUGGUGAGCCUCGGAAUCAAACCAAGUUUCAUCUCACAGUUACAGCCAAUUACAGCGUUCCCAUCAUAACCGUCCAGGGGUGUGGGAGUGGCCCGGCCUCCCACAACUGCGUGAUCGAAUGCUCCUCGUCAGGAGGAUUCCCCCUCAGCAACGUAACCUGGAGCGCGGUUGGAAACGAGAUGAGCAGCCUGCUGAGGGACGAAGGGGAACCUGUGUUUAUGCAGGACAACCGCUCGCACCUUUGGAACGUGUCCCACACUGUUACGCUUAACUGCAGCCAGGAGCUUAAAAUCACCUGCUCUGUGGGUGGAGUCAUGUCACCUGCUGUCACUGUGUGUCUACCUGCUCGUACCCGAGAUAUGAUCGUGCCAAUAAUUGCAUGUGCUGUGCUGUUGCUGGUUUCCAUUGCAAUCAGUGUGAUUGUGAUCUGCACAAGGUGCAGAAGAACACAAACCUCAGCAGAGCACUCAACAGAUGCUGAGCUUGUGUAUUUAAACUCAGGUCAGGCUGGAUGAACACGGCGCUUUCUGAAAACUUGAACUGAAGAUCCAUGUGUGUGUGUGUGUGUGUGCGUGCGUGUGUGUGUGUGUGUGUGUCUGGUGGACAGAUGAAGGAGCAGACGGACUAAGAGUUUACACACACUCGCCAGCUAAUGGACAAGUGCAGUUAGAAGUCAAACUGCAGCUCUGACGUGUCUGAUCCGCUGGAAGAGACAGCUGCAGCACACGCUAAUACAAGUUAUGGGAAAAAAAAAACAUUUCUUUAUAUUUUGUUUUAAAAUUUGUUUUUCUUACUGUAGGAAUGUUUAUGAAAUGUGUUAUUUCAUAUCGAAUACAGUGACAUUUUCAGAACACUGACAAACCAUCUUAUCUUUCAGGUUUCAGGCUGUAACAGAUACAUGAGCUUAACAUUAAUUUAACAUUACUAUAGAUUAGCAUAACACUCAUCCAGCCUAGCAUUCAUCUUAGAUAGUUUAGCAUUCACUGACUCUGCAUUCGAAAUGCCGUUUUCUACACGGAGGGAUAAUAAUUUAAGUUCGUGUUAACCUAUUGGCUUGCUAGCUAGCUACUACUGAAACACAGCGUAAACAGUUUAACCUUUUUCACAGUUACUGGAACUGGAAAUCAGUUAAGCACUGACAUAUUAGUGUAACCAUUCCAAGGGAAGAAAAUGGCUGCCAUUACUUAAAAAAAAAAAAAAAAAAAAAAGGAAAAAAAAAAAAAAAAGAAGAAGUAUUAAGCUUUCUUAACGUUAAAGGGAUGGUUUGAAGUCCAAAGGUAAUGCAUUCCUGUUAUAAUGUGAUUACUUAGGAAGCGUUUCAAAUUGUGUGCCUUUACUUUGUACAGUAGUGGUGAGAUGUAGUGCACUAUUUAAAAACGUACAAUACCUCUGAGUAUAAAGUGUGGAAUAUCGGGGACACACACACACACACACACACACACACACAUCUAUGCCUACGGCUGCUCGAUUCCCGAGUCGACUCCAAUUCCGAUUCCAAGUCAUGGGAAUCGAUGGGGGUUGAUUCCAUGAGACGAUUCCUCGCAAAGAAUUUUCUCAAAUCCAAAAACUAAUGCCGCAUCCCAAUUCACCUACUAUCCGUCCUAAAGAGUGUCCGAGAUUAGAAUUAGAGCGUAACAAAUCGUAGGAUGUUGAAAUAAUCAUGAAAUAAUGUUGAAAUAAUCAUGAAAAAACAUCCUGAAGGUAUCCGGAUCGUCGACUGUUUCCGGUAGAUUUCCGAAAUGUCGAUUUGCGGAGACACUUUUCCGGCUAAUAUUAGCCACAAUUCCUUGCGCGAGUGAAGGAGAAGGAGGAGUUUUGUGACGGUUUGCGUCGUCGAAUUCACGGACGGAUUUUCGAGAGGCGUAAAUGAAAUGUGGAAAAAUAAAUCUAGGGAAUGUUAAAUGAAAUAUAAAUGAUAUAGUAUAAAUUAGGAAUAAUGAACGAAGAAAAGCUGAAAUGCAACGAGGAGGAUGUUGUUUACGGCGACGGUGUUAAGUGUUGCGUAACUAGGCAACAACGUUCUCUUGCGUUACAUGACGUGUCAAAAGGAUGUACAUUUUCCUCACAAAAUGAGAUGCAACAUAAAACGUAGAGAAAAAAGAUCUGGCAAAAUAAGUAGCGCGAUAUUAAUCACGUGCACGAUGCGGCUUCAAACCGCCGUUACGUGUUUCAUUUCACAGGAAAAAUUCCUCCACGUUGAAUCCAACAUUCGAAAUAAUUGGCGAUAAAUUUCAGCGCUCACUAAAAAGUUAUCGCAGAUCAACUCCUGAGAUUAGCUAGCUACUACAAGUUUAAAGCGACUACGUUUUUGUCUAGUCUGUUGUUUAAUUAGAAUAUUUGUGGUAGCGAAACUGACAGAUGAAUUAGCUAGCAAGCCAAUUUAGAGAGCGAAAGCUAGCCAAAUGAGAGUAGCUAACAAGCUAGCUAAACCAUAACCGAUUAACUUCUGACAGCUGCUUCGGCUGGAUGAUGUGGUUUGAUAGUUUGCUUAUUUUUGUUACAAAUUGUACAUUUUACUUUGUUCUUGUCCAGUCAAAAAACUGUCACUGGGUUUUGUGUGUGUGUGUGUGUGUGUGUGUGUGUGUGUGUGUGUGUGUGUGUGGAAACUACAUCACUGCAUGUAAUAAAUCCAAAGCUUUGGAGUUAACUGUCAGUUCCCCGGAUGCCUGGAGUCAGAGCCUGUUUCCCGGAUCGACUCCCAGCCCUUAGGCGAACCGCAUCCGAAACUCAGGGAGCAUUCUAGAACGUUAACCUGGUAGUGUUCUAGAACGCCAAACUAUAAGUAUUCUACUGUUAAACAGUGAAUCAUUCUAGAACACUAAACCAAGCAGUGUUCUAGAAUCCUGCCUGGUUUACCUUUCUAGUGCGUUCUAGAACACUCAUCGGUUUAACAUCGCAGCACAUUUCUUGGUUUUUAGUGUUCUGGAACGCCUCCUAGCUUAGCAUUCUAGAACGCUAAAACCAAGUAGUGUUCUAUGGUGCUAAUCCAGCGAGUGUUCUAGAAUGCUGAUAUGUUCUACUUUCAGCCUGUAGGUAUGGCUAAUGCUAGCAUUUUUCUAACGCUAGUUCUCAUGAAAAUGUGUAAACACGUGUUCAGUCACUUUAAGAAAAGUUCUCGGGUGUAUUUUUUUUUUUUUUAAUGUCACAUACGACACAGACGAGUGCUAGAACCUUCUAGAAGUGUGUGUCUGUAUGUGUGUGUGUGUGUGUGUGUGUGUGUGUGUGUGUGAGGGAGAGGUUUGGGAAUCUUUAGUAUGUUCUACAUCAUCCAUUUACUUUAAUAAUCUCUCACCAAGUCCUCUAUAUUAUAAAACUCUUUCCUAAAGGAAAAGUUCUGUCAGUUUCGUUUUAUAAAUGAAAUCUGCUCAUUGUAUUUAUAUACAGAUGUGCAAUAAAAUUGUUCUUUUUUUUAAAAAAACAUCUGUGUGUUUGACCUUCUUACACACACACACACACACACACACACACACACACACACACACACACGAAUCAAAUAUCAGAAACCCAGAGUUUUAAUUUCAUCUUCGUCCCAUACAAAAUUGUUUAAAUAACAAACGUUUUACAUUUUGUUGAUGCUUUUUUUUUUUUUUUUACAAAGAUAAAUUAGCAUUUUUUUUUACAAUAUUACAACACAAUUAAAAGCUACAAAAAAAAAAAAAAAAAAAAAAA